AUGUCGAGCGCUGAACCUCCCGCGUCCCAACCUGCGCCCGCGCCAUCAGACACUUCCUCCGAUGUACCGUCCAUCUUCGAACGAUUGAUAUGCUCGAAUCCUCCAAUCCUCGAUUCCCUGCUCGCGCAGAUAACCACUGAAGAUGCCCUACACCUCUACCAUACAAGUCCAUACCUUCGAAACUCCUUGAGAGGCCUCCCCACCGCAUGGCGCUUCAUAUCCUGGCGUCUGUAUCAGCCUGCCGCAGCAUCUCCAACCCCGAACGCAGCAAACUCGGGAUCCAAGCAAGCAGGAAACUAUUCACUGGACCAGUUACUCAUCAAUGUCAUUAAUCCUUACAGUACGCGUCUUCAAAGCCUCGAGUUGGACAAUACGGCUGUUAGUGGCGGCACACUCACACAGACUGUGUUGAUCCUGCGCAGAGAAACCCUUCAGCACCUGUCUGUCAGAGGCUGUAAGAACGUAUCGCUCAAAUAUCACAUCAAUCCGUGGCUUCAGCUGCAUGCGUUGGCGAAGCAAGGAGCGGGGACUGGUGGCUUAUAUCCCUACGACAAAUUGGCACUUAAAAGUCUGUACACAUACCGUUGUCGGCAUCACCGAAGACGACCAUAUUUGCCCAGCAGCCUAGCCCGUAAGGAGAGCGACAGUGAACCCACGCACGAGCUUGUCAAGACAUGUCACACCCUCGGCAUCUGGACCGACACGGCCUGGUGCACUACGCCGGGAUCUCGCUGCUUUCGACGACGUGGCUAUGUUACCAUGCGCUCGCCACAAGAUCCACGCGAAGUCUGGGUCGUUUACGAUCGCCUCUGGCGUAGCAAGAACUGGCUUGGUCCCCCGGAAUCAGCAAAUCCUGCCCAAUCUCAGCAAAACAACCGAAAUCGCAAAUCAGACGCCAGAUUCUGGGUUACGAAUGAAAAGGCACACAAGGGCGAGACGAUCAGUGUGACAGGGGAGGGCAAGGAUGUUCCGAUGCAUCUCCGACAAUCGCAUCGCAAAUUCGUGGAGGAUAUUCAAUGCAACAACUGCGGCGAGCAUAUCCUGGAACGCUGUGAGCAGUGCUCCAUCAUGAUGCACUGCGCAGGGUGUAGGAAGACAUUGUGUGCUUCCUGCGCUUUUGACCGUCCGUAUCUCCGAAACAAGAAUGCGCCAGAAUCUGAACGAAACAAGUUCUGGUGGGCUCCAGGUUGCGCCGUCUCUCCUUGUUCAAUGCAAGACCAGGAUCUUCCGUCACCUCAGGGACCGCCCACGGCCCCGAAUGCUUCGACCAACGGCUUAUCCAUCAUCAAAUUCAGGUGGUGCUGUACCGAGCCAGUCUUCUCUGGAGGAGGGGGCAUAACAUUCCCGAGUGGUUCAACCCGCGAUGCGGAAUCUCUUCGAGCUGCGCCUCUACCCAAAGGCGAAGGAUGGGAGGAUUCGGACUUCAUCGAGCCUGACCCCCAGCCCGAUGACGAUGCAGCAGACACGACUGAAGGUGCCGAAGGCAAGCCGGAAUUGGCCGGACGCUGGAGGUCUCUCCCUGACUUCUUUGCCCGCAAUUUCCGUGGCAACGAGCAACAACCACUCCCUUUUGCUCCAGUUCCUCGAGUGCUCUGCGACGAAUGCCAUGCGACCGAGACCUGGCGUAUCAACUGCAAAGGCUGCUCGUUACCGCUCUGCGUGAAACACGACAUGCGCGAUCGCCUCAAGGUGCGCAUCUGCGGAUUCAAAGACCUGCCGCACGAGAGUCGGGAGUACACACUGCAAAAGAAGAAAUGGGAACAGCGGUGGGAGCGCAUCACGGAGCAGUUGAAAUUGAUCGAUCCCACAAUCAGCCAAGCAGCGAGCAACACCGAUGGCCUGAACCCUUCCUCGAGCACCGCAGUCCAGCACACACCUGGAUUUCCUCUCAGCACAGAGCGGCUCAUAUCGCUCCUGCGACAAACUACGCCUGCACGCAGCUCGCUGGAUCCGGUGACGGUGUCAACCAACACCGUCGAGCCUCCGACUGUGGCGGGCCCUUCCACCGACCGAAGCACGGUUCAGAACGCUCUUCUGCAAGACAUGGAUGUGCCAGGUCGGCCGCUUUCCAGGGGAUCUAAUUGCACUGAUGCAGCUUCGCGUUCGUCAUCGCCGGCGCCUUCAGCUUUCACCACUCCUGCUACUCCCGAACCCAAGUCGGCUCAGAAGAGGCCGGCAAAGAAAACGACGAUGCCGGCCAUGAAUCCUGCAUGGAAAGGCUGCUCCUCGUUCUUCUGUCCCGCCAUUCGGCCUGCUGGCGACCAUCGACGCAGAUGUAUAGCAGUGAUGCGACAAUGUUCCGAGUGCAAGGUCAAUGUUUGCGGGGAAUGCGUUGGUCACAUGGGAGCACCUUGUCCAUGCCGAGGGUGCCAGGUACCCACGGCCGAAGAAGGCGGCUCAGGUGGAAGUGAGUCAGCCCUGUUCUUCUGUGAGAACUGCAGAUGGUCGAGGAUGGCAACUGGCAAAUGCAAAAAGUUCACCGAAGCUUUUCUUGCUGCUCAGACAGCCCUCGGUGGACGGUCGCGAAAGCAAAAGCGAAAAGACAGGAUGCGAAAACCACUUGAGGCACGACGCGCCUCGAAUAGUAGAGGGGCCGCUUCCGACGAAGCGGCCGAGUUUCUGAGCGAGUUUCGAGAUAUGAGGAUCGGAGACGUGGCAUCUACAGAAGAAGCCGGUCAGGCAAUCGAAGGUGACCGUGACGAACAAGGCGAGAUACAGGAGAUUGAAGACGUUGGUCAGCUGGCGCGAGAACUCAUCACACGCAUACAAGCACUCCGAGGACAGUUUCGGCCGGGGUCAUUGGCGGCACUGGCCUUGCCCGAUGUUCGACUGAUUGACGAUGCACAGUCGAUCGUACUCGCCCAGCCGACCGAGUCCGAUUCAUCAAGUGAGGAACCGACAGCCUAG
Messenger RNA from Cyphellophora europaea CBS 101466, 2907 nucleotides. RefSeq lists its product as uncharacterized. The record is from RefSeq and is a predicted model, not a curated record. Bases 1 to 2907 code for a protein of 968 amino acids. The transcript has a single exon. Lineage: Eukaryota; Fungi; Ascomycota; Eurotiomycetes; Chaetothyriales; Cyphellophoraceae.